AUGGCGACUCCGCGCGGUGGAAGGGGUGGUGGGAGUGAGAGAGGACGCGGUGGAAGAGGCAGUUAUACUCCGAAUUCGAACCGUGGACGUGGAAAGAACAACGCGCAGAGCGAUGAUGAGCGACCGGCGCAAACCCUCUAUACGCGUGGACAGGGACGACAGCACACGGGCGGCAGUAGAGGCGGUUCAAAUGGCAAUGGUGGAUUUAAUGCGCGGGGCGGCCAUUUCGGUUCUUCGAAUGCCUUUGCCUCGAACAAGAACAACACACCGAACUUUGCGCCCCACGAAUAUCAGAAACGUCUGAACUACAUUAAAUCCGAGCGACCCAAGAUUCGUGAGCAAUUCAUUAAAAACGGGCUCAUGAACCCAGAAGGCCAGAUGCGCUUAAGCGACUCAGUCAAGCUCUACGGCAUAUGCGAGGAAAUGUGCCCAGAGUACGAGCGCGUGCGUCGCAUUGUUGAGUUAGAUGUUAAGGCGCCGGAAUGCACCCCCGAGACCCAACACCUACCCAGCCGCAGUCAGCGCAUACCAGACGAGUCGCGCAUGGUCAAGGCAUAUGCACGCUCUGCAGCGGGUAUGGAUGUAGAAUUGGUUUCAGAGAUUCGCUCACCCUCCACUUGCUUGAAAACCCUCAAGUACCUUUUUGGGCGACUGGACGAAGACGACUUCCAAUUCCUUCAUUCGUGGCUUUGGGACCGAACACGAGCCGUCCGGAAGGACUUGCGCACUCAGCGCAUUGAGAACAAGACCGAUAUCGCAAUCCUCCUCACUUCCCUUGAGUACAGCGCCCGUUUCUACAUGCUAUCGGCUCAUCACAUGGCUCAGAGUACAAAGGACGAUUACUCGCAUCAGCAGGAUGUCGAGCAACUGAAUCAGACUUUGAUCUCACUGAAGGAGCGAUAUGGCGACAAUCGACGAGCUGGCAUUGUGUCAGAGAACGAGGCCGAGUUCUGGGCGUAUCGCUUGAUUUUGGCUCCUAUUUACGCCAAUACACAGCUCGAAAACGAGUUACACCGCCUGCCCAGCGACCUGCGAAACAAUCCACGAGUGAAGACUGCCUUGGAAAUCUUUCGUGUUCUCAAAACAAUCAUUAUUCACCGAAAUUACGACAAUUUCGUUCAAUGCCAGUCCAACUGGAAGGUUUUCUGGGAUCUGAUCAAGUCACCGAGAGUCUCAUAUCUGAUGGCAUGCGCUGCUGCGAUCUGCUUCAACAGGGUACGCCACGUCGUACUCGACUCAGUUUGGCGUGCCUAUCGAGUUGGCCAAUACAGACAUCAAGUCAGUGUUGAAGAGUGGACGACUGGCAAGCUGAGAGAAGUCCUGGGCAUGGAUACUGACUCGGAGGCGGUUCAAUUCUGUGAAGCUCACGGUUUCGUGUUUGAAGUGAACGAAGCAGGUCAGACUUUCUUGGAUAUCAAGCAAAAGAGUUAUGAGAGGAAAGCUGUGGUUCUUCCCAAAGCCGAUGUCAAACCUCAAUUCUUCUCCGCAUCAAUUGUCGAGGCCAAACGUCACGGCCGUCCACUUUCAGCCGUCAUCGCAGGCUUGACCGUACAAGAGACUAAGAAGGGCGGUUUCUCUUUUAACAAUGCAUUCACAAACCAGGUUGGUCAAGCGGAAGACCAAACGUCGUUAUUCAUUCCAGAGAAACCAAACAUCUUCUCUCAGCAGUCAAACGGACCAAAGUCAUUAAGUGGCAGUUUCAACCCAACGGCUUCUCCGUUCCAGCCCAGCAGUGCACCCACAGGAAGUUCUAAUCCUUUCGUCAAGGCUCCACAAUCCGGCGUAUUCGACCCUUCAAAGAAUCCCAUCAAAUUCGCGUCGCCGGCAGAUGCGAACACGAACCCAUUUCUUCAGCAAGAUAACUCUUCGCCUUUCCAAUCUGCACCACUCGCAACUCCAACAAAUCCUUUUUUGAAAAACAACACUACUCCGCCUCAGCCUACCACAUCUGCGGCACCAAGCAACCCUUUUCUACCUUCGCCGUUUACAGCUGCGCAGUCGAAAUUCCAACCACAAGAUUCGACUUCGGAACCUAAGCCAGCCCCACCAGCCGAAGCUCCUAAGUCAGCUCCCGCCUUCAAUUUCACUACACCGGGCUUCAACUUUGCACCUCCACAGGAAACUACAGAACCCGGGGGUUCUUCUACAUCAGCAGGGUCGUUUUCUACCACACAGGCAGGAUCAUUUUCUUUCACACCAGCAGGUUCACCACCCCAAGAAGAUACGUCCGCACAGGAAGCUGAAGCUGAAGCGCAAAGAGCGGAAAAAGCCCGGCUUGAAGCAGCUGAGAAACAACGACGGGAAGAUGAGGCACGACAACGUGUGCAAGAAGCGCAACGGUUAAAGCAAGCAAAAGAGGAGGAGCGAAAGAGGGAAGCUGCUGCCGCGGUAGAACGUCAACAAAAAGAGCAGGCAGAGCGAGAGCGCAGAGCACGUGAAGAGCAGGAGGAAUUGGCCCGGCAAGCGAGGCAACGUCAAGCACAAGAGGAGGAAGCUCGGGCAAAGCGACUUCGUGAAAUGGAUUUGGCAUUACAUGCGCUUACAUCGGAUGUCAUGUUUGACCCUCAUGAAGGAUUGUUGAUGCAGUUCAUCGAGAAUUCGGUUAUCAACAUCUCGAAUGAAGCUGCAAAGUCAGUGGAGAUGGAGAGGAGAGUGGCGCACGUGGAUCGCAAAUACGAAAAUUAUUUGGUGGAAUUGAAGCGGGCGGGAUUGGCCAAGAUUAUGGCCGCGGUUCAAAAGAAAAAGCGAAUGCAAAAGGCUAAAGAGAGGAGGAGACGAUUGAAAGAGAAGCGUAUUUGGACAAUGUCGAUGGGACAGAAAGAGCACACAGACGCGUCUGUCCUUGGGCAGACUGUUGCCCUGAACGGUGAAGCAGGGCCAACAAGUCAGCCCAACGGUUAUGCAGCACCGCAACAACGUUCGUCCAACACUCGGCGUGCUAAACGAACAGAAGAGCGGCGAAACCUGCAGGUCUCCGAAGCAAUCAACACAACAGUUCCUGAUGCAACUCCUAACAACCCAGGUCCGAGGGCAAUGGGCCGUUCUCACAACAAUCCGCCAAAUACAAACACAAGCAAAGAAAGCUCUUCGGCACUCGCGUAUUCGCAAGCCUACCGCCAGGCCGCUGCAACGGCACCUGUAGAUCGAACAGAAACAGACUGGUUCAAACUACGAGCGAUGGGCAUUGACCCUAGCAAACACCGGAAGAGGAGUUUUGACUUUACUUCUUCUGAUGAAGAAAAGCCAAACCUGAUUGAGUCCAAGCGGCCGAAGCUGUUAUCAAAGUCUCCUUCAGUGGAAAGUCAAUUACCACCUACCCCCAAGACUAUGGACGAGGAGCAGGUUGAUCGGGCUGAAGCCAUCAAACAGUCCUUCAAGGGCUCGACAUACACAAUAUCACCAUCUCAUUCGAUCAACGGGGCUGCCUCUAUCAGUGGUCGAGCCUCAUUCAACGAUUCUACCAGCAGCUUGAUCGAAAGAGCUCGAAGGAUAGUGGCCGGUGCCAAGUCAGAAAUGCCGCCACCUCCACACACCAAUAGCGCAAUGUCUGUCUAUAGGGCUGAUUCCUUUAACGGAAAUGCCAGCCAACUCAUUGCACGUGCCAAAGGGCUUGCAAGACAUCAUGAUACAACUUCAAAUGUACAGCAUGACUGGAGCCGAAGCGUUCCCAACCUUGGCUUCUCAGCAUCUCAGAGCCAGCGGUCAAUGUAUGGUAACAGUAGCUUCGGCAGCACGGUGUCGACCAAGGACCGUCCAGCAUACUGGGGACGUACAAGUCGGUUUGUACCUCGCCAUCUCUACGGUCGCGGUGCGGACGCUGUUCGUGCGUACAGAGUAGAGCAGGGCCUUAGCAAGUCACCGUCCAGCACACGACCGGCUAGUGCAGAGCCUAUGAGUUUCUCAUCUCCAAUCCCAACCCAGCAGUUGUUUGUCCAGCACGCACAAGCCCGAACCCAGGGCUACACCCAGGAACAAUACAGCGAUACGGAAGAAGCCAGUGGCGUUGACGUCGUUGAUGUUGACGCUGAAGACUCAAAUGCCGUCAUGACCGAUGAUGAGGGAUUUGCUGGUGCAACAAACUCGUAUCCUGGCUCUCAGUUCCCUGCUGCCCAGUCCAAUCAUCAAGACUACGACGAAGACGCAGAUUCCGAGAUGCUGGAAGGCGAGGACGACGACGAACUCCUCGACUACGACGAGUACGACGAGGUUGAUGAGGACGAAGAGAUUGCAGACGAUUUUGACGAAGAGGAAGAGGAAGAGGAGGAUGAGUCUCAAGAAGAAGAAGAAGAAGAAGAAGAAGAAGAGGAUGAUGAUGGGGGCGAAAACACCAUGAAACCCGGAGCAACCGAAGACGACGCCAUUGAGCUUUCUGACUAG
This is a messenger RNA of Bipolaris victoriae FI3, 4377 nucleotides long. RefSeq lists its product as hypothetical. Gene Ontology annotation, cellular component: cytoplasm; transcription export complex 2; nucleus. The coding region runs from base 1 to 4377 and encodes 1458 amino acids. NCBI's taxonomy places the organism in Eukaryota, Fungi, Ascomycota, Dothideomycetes, Pleosporales, Pleosporaceae. The record is from RefSeq and is a predicted model, not a curated record. Gene Ontology annotation, biological process: mRNA export from nucleus. The transcript is spliced from 5 exons.